Musca vetustissima is the source of this 2262-nucleotide messenger RNA. It is a transcript of the gene ida, whose product is annotated as anaphase-promoting complex subunit 5. Gene Ontology annotation, molecular function: protein binding. Gene Ontology annotation, cellular component: anaphase-promoting complex. Gene Ontology annotation, biological process: anaphase-promoting complex-dependent catabolic process; positive regulation of mitotic metaphase/anaphase transition; protein K11-linked ubiquitination. Lineage: Eukaryota; Metazoa; Arthropoda; Insecta; Diptera; Muscidae. The transcript has 3 exons. The record is from RefSeq and is a predicted model, not a curated record. The coding region runs from base 1 to 2262 and encodes 753 amino acids.
AUGCAUUUUGAAGAACUGGAGGCAUUGGAUCCUCGAAAUCCAACGGUGGCAAGGAUUGAGAUGCCGACACCACACAAAGUCUCUGUGUUGAUAUUAGUUCAACAGUAUAUAAAGGCCAAAAAAGCUGCCACCGACACUGGUCUAUUUUAUCCCAACAAAUAUCGGCGGAACUUUUGCAUGUUGCUGUUGAAACUAAUACAAUAUCCCGAUAUGACCUAUAAUGAUCUGUAUCAGUUGUUGUGUUCGCCAAAAUUCAAAAUAGAUCCAGUACAUUUGGAGGGCUUUGAAAAGGUAAUGACCGACGUCUUCUCGGUGGGCAUUGAAACAUUAUUUGAUUUUGCCGAAAUGGAUAAUAUUGAAAAAAUGUUGGCCGAACAGUUGGGCGUUAGUCAAUAUAGUUUGAUUGGAUUGUAUAUACGGAGAGUUGGAGUGAUCCUGGAACGGUUAUCAUUUCCGGAAAUGAUGGCACUACAUAAAAACAUAUGUUUGUAUUAUGAAAAAGGUGUACGAUCACUAACAUUGGGACCACGUAAACCACAUUGUGGUCUACCCUCUGCAACAAGUACCACGGCAACCAAUAUUACAGAUGACGAUGAAAAUACCAUAGAAGAAUCUGUAUUGGACACCGAGACGGUUCAUCAAGAUCGUAAUCCACACAGCAAAUGGUCACCCAAGCAAGCCCAUUUAUUUGUCAGCCAACAAUGUAAUCUCUUGGAGAAAAAUGAAUUACGAGCUCUACCACCAAUUGAAAUGCAAACAAAACUAAAUGAAAUCAUACAGGAUAAUCCUCUGAAUGCCAAGGCAUACUUUUUGGGCUAUAUGAAUCAGUUGCGAUUGCGUGAUGUAUUUGGUGCAUUGGAUGCUUUACAUCGAUCCUUUGAUCGCAGCCCCAAUAUGAUAACACAAAAUGAUCAAAAAGGUUUUCAAUAUUUCAGUGUAAAUCUAGCCAUUUUACAUGCCACAUUCAAUCACAAGAAGGAGGCGUUAAAUGCCCUCAAAGAAUGCAUCAUGUUAGCUCAGGAAUGUGGCGACAAACGUUGUCUCGAUUUGGCUAAUUCAUGGUAUUGUCUAUUGAAUAGCAGUCGUAUAGGGCCAUUUGAAAAGAGCCUUCCAGACAUUCAAGACCCAGGACUCAUUCAAAGCCUGUCGUUGGCCAUUGAGUUUGUGGUGGCAUUUGGGGCCAAAUGUGGUUUCUUACCAUUGGAUUUGUUUGAACUAUUGCUAAAGAGUGAUGAGUUGAAUAACAAAAAUACUCUGCUAGAACAUGUUUCAGACUCAUUGGCCUUACGUUCAACACUGUGGGUUCUCUAUGGACGCUAUGAAAUGUCAGCUUUAUACUCACAGUUAUUAUUGAAUCUCAAGAAAACAUGGGUCUUUGGCGAUGUUAGUAACUCGGAGAGUGUUAGUAAGGUGCUUGCCAACCUUGCUUUGUGGUUUAAUGCACAGGGAGAACAUCAGCUAAGUGCUGUAUUGCUAUACCAUGCGCGUACCAGAUUCCCCCGUCAUCCCUUUGCCGCUGAUUGGAUGACCAGUGAAUGUCAUAUUUCCAUACAACAGGCGAUCUAUCGUGGCCGCUGGCAGGAUGCUUUACGUUGGUGCUGUCAAUUAUAUUUGCUGGACAAACAUGAUGGCAACAUACAAAGGGCUAUUGUAUAUAUUUCGAAAAGUUACAACAACACGGCGCGUAAGAUUUUACAACAUUUACUGCAAGACAACGAACUCGAUGCGCUGCGACAAGUUCGUGUCCUCACUCUUUUGGCCUGUAAUAGCCUGAAUGAAAACAAUGUUUCAUCGGAUACUAUUGACUUGCUAAUGCGGGCAUCUGUGAUAUCAGAAUCAUCGUAUAUGCAAUACGAACAUGCUAUGGUCGAUGUAAUAAUGGCUCAAGUUCUAUUGCAAAUGGGCUUGCCCCAAAAAGCCCUGCAAGCUUUACGAAAUUCCAUUGAAACAAUUUACACCAACGGAGGUAUUUAUGAUCGUGCAAAAACUGAUUUUAUUUUUGCCCGUUGUCAAGUUGCUGCUGGUCGAGAUCGUGAACAACAACAUAAACAUCUCUUGAAAUCUUUGCCCGUUUUGGAAAGAGCCAUUGAAUCGUUUCGUAAAUUGGAGGCACAUGCUAAGGUAUUGGAUGUUUUAGUUUAUAUAUCGAAGACAUUUAAUACGUUCGGUUUUAUUGCCGAACGUAAUAAGUAUGCGUGUAAAUUUAAACAAUACUAUACGGAGAAUCCUGUGCCGCGUGAAUAUUUAGGCAUGGCAUAUUGA